GACGUGUAUUGUGCUGAGGGUGGUCGCGUUAUCUUAUCAUGGCCCCAAGACCCACCUGGGAAUUCAUGCGUCAACCGAAGUAUAUUCGACCCACGACCUUCGUCAACCUCAAAACAGGAGGAUUACGUCCUGUUACUGACACCUAUCCCAUGGCUGUUUUAACCUUUACUUUGAGCCCCGAGGCUGUGGGGAAGAUCCAUGAUGCUCUCAUAUGCCUGGGAAAGUUCAACGAAUCGGUUUCCUUGGAAGCAACAAGAGAUCACCUUGUGUUGACAGCUUUGAACACUACAAGAACGGGAUAUGCAUCCUUCACAUUCACCACCAACAAGUUUUUCUCUAAAUUUAUAUAUAACCCCCCUCGAACCUCGGGUUCCACGAAGGGAAAGUUCACCUGUAGGCUAUACAACAAGGCUUUGGCAUCCAUAUUCAAGGGCCGAUCAAUAGAUCCUCUGCGUGAAAAGGAUACCGGCAUCGAGAGAUGCGAGGUGAGCGUAGAGGAUGGUGCUGGAGGGGUCAAGAGCCGCUUCGUCGCUCAAAUGAUUUGUAGGCAUGGUGUCAUCAAAACAUACCAAUUGACCUUUGAGUCAUCCUCGUCGAUGCAUGCUCUCUUUAAGCCAGAAAUGUCCAAGAGCCAUUGGUCAAUACCAUCCUGCGUGUUGAGAGAGUUCAUUGAUCAUUUCGGGCCAAAGACUGAACAGCUAGAUAUCUAUGCAAAGGAUGGGCGAGCAAUAUUCACGAGCUACACCGAGAAAAUAGUUGCGGGGAAGGAAGUACUCAAACAACCAUUACAUACGUCGAUCGCCAUUGAUACCACGGAAUUUAGCCAGUUCAAUGUCGAAGAUAUGUUGCACAUUAUCAUUAGCGUUAAAGAUUUCAAGGCCAUCGUCCAGCAUGCUGGCAGUUUAGAUACUGAGGUCUCAGCAGCCUACUCGUAUCCGUCAAAGCCAAUGCAGUUGAAAUAUGACGAUGAGGGCGUGACGAGCGAGUUUAUCCUAAUGACUAUAGGUGACUAUAAAGCUACAUCGGCUGUUCCUUUGCCAAAUGCAAUUAUGGGGAAUUCAACCUCAGCACCUUCAAGGCAACAUACGGAAGACCCACCUGUCGCGAAUGUUGUGCAACAAGCCGAAGCAUCUAUGCAACCUCCAUCUCGCUCAGGGGCGCCGCCAGCCACACUGCUGGGCCAUCGAGCGUGGGCUCUACGCCAUUCACCUCCUCUACCACAGCCAAGCAUUGAUUCGGAUUCCUUGUUUGUCCCAGAUGACGAAGAGGAUCGAAGGUGGAAUCCUUCAGGAUACGGAGGCGAAGACGAGGAAUUACUUGGAUGGGAUGCUGGCACCGGCACUGAUGGACAACUCAAGGCAUCGUCUCGUGGCCCCCAAGAGAGCUACCCUGCAGUUAACAGUAUACAUGGGUCAAUGGCCCGGAAACGAAGCGCAAGCCCUUCAAAUGUAGCACCUACCCAACGAGUAUCCGAGAUUCGUGGUAUCUUCGACGACUGAUAACUGGACCAGGAAUGAAAGGCGUCCGUUAUAUAUACCCCUAAUUAUUUACUCGUCGUCAAUAGCAUAUUGGAAUCCUUAGUCAAGAUAUAACAGGUUGUAUUCUACGAAGUUAUUGCAAGUCACUUAGCUAGAUACAAUACAUCCUUGGCUCUUCCAGUAAAUUGUGACCUUCGCAGUGACUUGGAGAUGCGAUUGUGUUUGGAAGAACUGAGAUGUCACUCACUCCGAAGUAGAAACCGAGGCGAGCGAACCCCUAACUGAAGCAGGCUGCGCGAGCUGGCGAUCGUUCCCGUGGCGUAGAUCGCGUGGAGUCCCGGCGCGGAGACCUGUCUCGUGGAAAGGGUGAACGCAUAGUCUGAAGGUCAUCCACAGGUGGCGCUGGGCGGUAGCUAGGUCUUGGUGAUGGGCGCCGUGUGCUGUGUUCAGAGUUUCUCCUUGAAGAUCUGUCUCCCGAAGGUGAUGGCGAUCGCGGUCGUCUCCAAGUGAGCGACAUCUGGCCAACUGCGACGCGGUCGUCACGGCGCGGUGGGCUACGAGACCUUGGUCGCCAUCCACCUCCCCUUGGUCCUGCUGGUGGAGAUCUUCUUGAGAUAGGUGAUCGAGCUCGUAAUGGGCCACGGUUGUCAAAUGGAGACCGCGACAUAUGCCUUCUGGGCCCCAUUCGAAUACCAUACUUCCUGCCGACCCUUGAGCCAGACCCAGUAUGUGGCGUUUACUGUUACCUCCAAGCAUCCAUGGCGACAUUGAGCUUUCACAGCCGGCGAGGGAAAUUCGUCAGUUGUUAAACUCGAUUUGAAACGUAAGAUGUUCUCAGGAAUGAAGCCUAGGAAAGCUGUAUACACAAGGGUUUCCACAGUACAUAGCAAUUGAAAUGUCACCAUGCAUGAUCAUUGAAGCGUU
Pseudogymnoascus destructans is the source of this 2402-nucleotide messenger RNA. RefSeq lists its product as uncharacterized. Gene Ontology annotation, cellular component: checkpoint clamp complex. Gene Ontology annotation, biological process: DNA replication checkpoint signaling; cellular response to ionizing radiation; mitotic intra-S DNA damage checkpoint signaling. NCBI's taxonomy places the organism in Eukaryota, Fungi, Ascomycota, Leotiomycetes, Thelebolales, Thelebolaceae. The coding region runs from base 39 to 1499 and encodes 486 amino acids. The record is from RefSeq and is a predicted model, not a curated record. The transcript has 7 exons.